UCUGCCGUAAACCUCUCGCUCUGUCGUAAUCGGUUCCUGUCGCACCAGAGGUCACAACAAGCGGUUCAGUAUGGGUGGUGACCACGGCCACAGCAAGAUGUCGAUGCCAGACUGGAAACAGUGGAAGAUCGAGGGAACGCCGCUGGAGUUCACACAGCAGAGGCUGGCAGCCAGGGGCCUCAAGGAUCCAUGGGCUCGGAACGAGGCAUGGAGGUUUUCAGGCGGCUUUGCUCGUGCUGUGACUCUGUCUGACGUUCUGCUGAAAGGAUUCAAGUGGGGGUUUGCAGCGUUUGCCGUUGCCCUGGCUGUUGAAUACACCCUGUUCCCUCCUAAGAAGGGUGGCCACUAAUGCUCUUUGUUGUCUAUUGGACUGAGAUCAUACCCAGUGGAAUCUAAUAAUCUGUAUUUUCAGUGUAUUAAAAGUUUAUUUGCUCACCAUG
Messenger RNA from Salarias fasciatus (jewelled blenny), 440 nucleotides. RefSeq names its product NADH dehydrogenase [ubiquinone] 1 beta subcomplex subunit 3-like. The transcript has 3 exons. NCBI's taxonomy places the organism in Eukaryota, Metazoa, Chordata, Actinopteri, Blenniiformes, Blenniidae. Gene Ontology annotation, biological process: electron transport chain; mitochondrial respiratory chain complex I assembly. The record is from RefSeq and is a predicted model, not a curated record. Gene Ontology annotation, cellular component: respiratory chain complex I; mitochondrion. The coding region runs from base 71 to 349 and encodes 92 amino acids.